CUCUCACCCGCCCACUAGCUUUUAGCUGUGUCCCUUAGCUUGGAGUGAAUAGACUGUAGGUGACAUAUCAAAGGAGAAGAGACGGAAUGCGGCUGGGCGGCCACCUGCCUUUGUGGUGUAAAGCACAACCCCGACGACUCUUCCGCGGCGUUGCCAGGUGCAUGCGCGGCUGGGGAGCAAAAUGGCCAUGAUAGCGAGGAUUCUUUGUCUCAUUCAAAGUAUACCUUUUACCGUGUUCCUAAGUUUGUCUUUCAACUUCACCAUUGUGGCGUUGUCGCGCUUUCAUUGUGACGGCUGCCAAGACCCGCGACUUCCUCCUCCAAAAGGCGGUCGCGUGUUCACUUCAGGCAUCUCACCACAACUUUGAUUUCAAUUACUUUACUUCUGCCUCCAUCUGUCAUUGCCAUCGUCGCCAUUAUCCGAAGCAAUUACAACAUCCGCUGUCGCCAUGGUGCUCACCACUACGAUGACCCAAGGGUCCAAGACCCAAACCCUAACUCAAACCAACCACACGUCGAAGGGCGACGACGCACCCAAGUAUCGCGUGGAACACUCCGUGUCCGACAAGGCAGGGUGCCAGCACGCAGCGUGCAAGCCGGCGGGCGUCAAGAUUGCGAAGGGCGAGCUGCGCAUUGGCACGCAUCAAUGGUUCGAACAAGAAGAGAAGUACAUCUAUAUGUGGAGGCAUUGGGGAUGCGCCACUUCGAAGCAGAUCGAAGGACUCAAGACGCUCUUUGCCCGCGACCCCGAGAGCGCUCCCGGCUACUCCACCAUCAGCCCCGAGAGCCAGGAGCAGGUGAGGCUCGCGCUUGACGAGGGCAGAGUUGUAGACACGGAGUGGAAGGACAUCCGCCCGGAUUUGGCCAAGUUCGUGGGUGAUGCCGACGGGGAGAUUAGGAACGCUGUCGGGUACAAGGUCGAAGUCACCGGCAGGGGUACCGCCGGCUGCCGCAAUCCCGCAUGCAAGGAGAAGGGCAUCAAGAUCCCAAAGGGUGAGCUGCGCUUGGGCUUUGCCAUACCAUUCAUCGGAGAGCAUAUGAGUUGGCAGUAUAAGCAUUGGAAAUGCAUCUCGAAGUUCGAUAUCAACGCGGUCAAAGAACUCUGCGAACAAGGACUGUUGGAUGGCCUCGAAAACCUUCCGGAGGAGUACAAGGUCGUUGUUCUUCAGUCGCUAGAAACUGGCCAAGCGAUCCAGCCACCGAAGUUGGCGCCAGAUUCCGCACCUAAGCAGCCUAGGGCUCCGAGAAAGAAGAAGGUCGUCGCUCAAGAGGAUGACGAGGAGCAGGGGAGCAAGGAGGCAGCCGAGCCAAAGCGGAAGCCCCGAAAGAAGCGCACCGCUGACAAAUUGGAUGACGCGAACGAAGAACAGGAGGCUACUUCAAAGAAGAAGCGUGCCAGACCCCCCAAGAAGUCUACAAUCCCCGAGGCAGAGUCCACUGCUGUGAGUGAGGCACAAGCUCACCCUGCGCUUUCGAAGCCCAUGGAGGAGAUCAAUCCGAAAUUCGCGAGCAUUCAAGCGCUUACGGAUAAGUUGCGAGCCGACGCAUCAACGUCACCCUCUAAGCCCUCUUGAGGCAGGAACGGAUCAUCAGCCUACUAUGACUUUCGCCUCCUCCACUUCUGUUUUAGAUCCGCUCAUCACGGUUCAGCACAGCAUACCCACUUUUGCUUGCGUUGAGAAUCUGCAUGAGUUAAUCGUUCAUUUCACAUCUGUAUAAGGGUUCUAGGUAUAGUAUGAAUGUCUUUCGCAUUCCAUGUGCUGCGUCAGGUCGAGGAGAGACAUGGCUUAAAGUUUACGUUUUAUCAUAUACAAGAG
This is a messenger RNA of Trematosphaeria pertusa, 1816 nucleotides long. Its product is annotated as zf-PARP-domain-containing protein. NCBI's taxonomy places the organism in Eukaryota, Fungi, Ascomycota, Dothideomycetes, Pleosporales, Trematosphaeriaceae. Gene Ontology annotation, molecular function: zinc ion binding; DNA binding. The record is from RefSeq and is a predicted model, not a curated record. The transcript is spliced from 3 exons. Bases 449 to 1573 code for a protein of 374 amino acids.